AGGAAGCAAACAGGGAAAGGUAUCGUACUUCGGUGACAGCUUCCUUUUCUCUCUUUAGUUUAUUUCAUGCAAGAUGGGUAUUAGCCGGGCACACUGGCACAAAAGGCGCGCCACUGGUGGCAAGCGUAAGCCCCUCCGCAAGAAGAGGAAGUUCGAGUUAGGUCGUCCAGCGGCUAACACGAAAUUGGGCUCAAAGAGAGUUCAUACUGUCCGUACUCGCGGCGGAAACACCAAGUACAGGGCUCUCCGUCUUGAUGGAGGAAACUUUGCAUGGGGCUCUGAAGGCAUUGCCCGCAAAACCCGUAUCAUUGAUGUUGUGUACAAUGCCAGUAACAACGAGUUGGUUCGUACCAAGACCUUGGUAAAGAACGCAAUUGUUGUUGUUGACUCUACCCCAUUCAGACAAUGGUAUGAAGGUCAUUACAUUUUACCUCUGGGACGCAAGAAGGGAGCUAAAUUGACUGAAGCUGAAGAAGCCACCCUCAACAAGAAGAUGAGCAAAAAGGUUCAGAAGAAAUACGAAGUUAGACAAAAGACCUCUAAAGUUGAAACAGCUCUUGAGGAACAAUUUAUGACCGGCAGGAUGUUGGCUUGUUUGUCAUCCAGGCCUGGACAAUGCGGUAGGGCCGACGGUUACGUCCUUGAAGGAAAGGAACUUGAAUUCUACAUGCGUAAGAUUAAGUCUAAGAAAGCCAAGUAAACUGUGUUUAUUUAAAUAAAAUGAGGUGGAAAUAAAUUCUGUUUUUGUCACACAA
This is a messenger RNA of Nicrophorus vespilloides, 755 nucleotides long. RefSeq names its product 40S ribosomal protein S8 (gene RpS8). Gene Ontology annotation, biological process: translation; maturation of SSU-rRNA from tricistronic rRNA transcript (SSU-rRNA, 5.8S rRNA, LSU-rRNA). Bases 74 to 700 code for a protein of 208 amino acids. Lineage: Eukaryota; Metazoa; Arthropoda; Insecta; Coleoptera; Silphidae. The record is from RefSeq and is a predicted model, not a curated record. Gene Ontology annotation, molecular function: structural constituent of ribosome. Gene Ontology annotation, cellular component: ribosome; cytosolic small ribosomal subunit. The transcript is spliced from 4 exons.